Anopheles stephensi (Asian malaria mosquito) is the source of this 1791-nucleotide messenger RNA. Its product is annotated as trafficking protein particle complex subunit 12. Gene Ontology annotation, molecular function: protein binding. The record is from RefSeq and is a predicted model, not a curated record. Bases 168 to 1601 code for a protein of 477 amino acids. The transcript is spliced from 3 exons. Lineage: Eukaryota; Metazoa; Arthropoda; Insecta; Diptera; Culicidae. Gene Ontology annotation, cellular component: Golgi apparatus; TRAPP complex.
UGUACCUUGCCUGCAGGGAAAACGUCAAAGCAGGCGGAUGCACAAGAACACAAACAGACAGUGAUAAAGUAAAAACAAAAGCAAUUCCGCUGGCAGUUCAAUGGUUUUCUCGUCCUGUUUGGUGCGAGAAAACUAAAACUUUCCACCCAAAACUAAGGUGUAUCAAAAUGGCAAAUAAUGGCAGCGCGCAACCAAACAUAAGUAAAUACUUUGCCAACGAUCCACCGAGCUGUUUUGAUAGCUUAACUGCUGCCGAUGAUGAUGGUCGCUCUCAGCGUGCAGUAGCCGAAGCGUACCUGUCGUACGAUUACCUGGCAAACAGCUCCAUGGACCAGCAAGCGCAAACAAACAUUCCCGACAGUGUACGCGACCUGUGGGAACCGCCCAAGACGGUUCCAGGCAUUCCACCGACCAGUCUCACCAUGCCGGGCGUGAGUGUAGCGACCGAUUUGACUGACCCGGUGCAGGAUGCGGUGGGGUUGCUGGUGGACGCGACCGAAGCACAGCAGCGAAAGCUGCUCCUGCCGGACAACGUUACGCAGGACGAGCGCGGACUGCGCGAGCUGAUCGAGAAUGGGUGCUUUCGGUCGGCUGUUAACUUGACGGCGCGCCUGCUCACGAUAAAGCAGCAAGGCUUCGGGCAUGCAGGACACCCGGUGAAGCAUAGCCCAAACUCGCUGCAGCUCUGGUUUACCCGGCUGGCGUUGCUCGUCAAACUGGGCCAGUAUGAAAUUGCUCGCGUGGAAGCGGAACCAUUCGGGGCGCUAAACAAUCCGGACGUGUUUUACGAGUUUUACCACCCGGACAUGCAUGCCGAUCGGAAGGGUUCGAUGGCCCCUUUCUCGUUCCGAUUACUGCUCGCCGAACUGCCCGUUUAUCUUGGUGCGCCACGUGUCGCAUUGAAUCGAUUGACGGAUUUGCUGGCAGUGGUAAACCAGAUACGGUCGUACUUUGAACGCACCGCUGGAACUGCGCCACACGCAAAGGAAGCGCACGAGUUCUGGACAACGCGCGAGACGCGUAUCCUACAUUCCAUCGUUAAUUGUGCGCUUGCGGUGAAAGAUUUUGGGCUGGUCGAGCAGCUGAUGGACCGGUUGGUCGGUGCUGGAUCGAUUCCGCAGAAGCGCAUUCUGCUGUCCGCGUGGGGCCGAAUGCGGCUGCAGUGUGGAGAUAUGUUGGGAGCGGAGAAGAAAUUCGCUGAAGCACGCCGUCUUAAGGAAGAGAAAAGCUCGGAAGCACCCGAUCUUAUCGACCGUGGACUGCUGGCCGUUGCCCAGAACGAUUUCCAGAGUGCAUUUGAGCUGUUCCAGAAAGCGUCCGCGGCGGCCCCGACCAACACGAUGCUGUACAACAAUAUGGGCGUGUGUUUGCUGUAUUCGGGCAAGCUGAAGGAAGCGAUCAAGCUGUACGAAGGUGCAAUCCAACGUAACACCAAGUCCUGCCUGAACGAAUCGUUGCUCGUUAACCUUUCGACACUGUACGAGCUCGAAUCGAACCAUGCGAAGGAGAAGAAAAUUAAUCUGCUGAAGCUGGUUAAUCGACACCGGGCCGAUUUGACGGUGGGGUUGGACGUAUGCCUCAAGCUGCAGACGACCGUGUAGAAGGAUUUACUUUAAGCCUGUGUGGGGUAGCAAAUGAAAAAAGACAUCUAUUUGUGCUUAUAGGCAGCAGCGAAACAGUGUUAGAGAAUGUCUCAAACGGUAAAGGCAUCAUAUGCGAGAGUAAGAAUAGUAGAAGCUGAAAGCUUGUGCUGGUAAUGGUAACUGAAAAUAUAAAAAUAAUUAAAGGAAA